AUGGCCGGCGAUCCACGAGCGCUGCUGCGACAGGCAGAAACGUCGUUACAGAAGGCAUCUGGUGGCUUCAGCUUCUUCGGUGGGAAGCAGGAGAAAUACGAGGCAGCCGCAGAUCAGUUUAUCGCUGCAGCAAAUGCAUUCCGGAUGCAAAAGAUGGGCAAGGAGGCAGGAGAGGCUUUCGAGAAGGCAGCAUUGGUACAACGCCAGAACCUGAAUGAGCCCGAUGAUGAAGCAAACACGCUUACAGACGCCUUCAAGGCUUACCGCAAAGAUGACCCAGAGGCAGCUGCACGGUGUUUAGACAAGGCUAUUGCGCAUUACUGCAGCAAGGGCAACUUCCGUCGUGCAGCCACUCACAAGCAGAACCUUGCUGAGCUCUACGAAGUCGAGCUUGGUGACAACACCCGAGCCGCAGCAGCAUACGAAGAAGCGGCUGGCUGGUAUGAGAGCGACAACGCUGAAGCACUCGCCAACAAGCUUUGGCUCAAGACUGCCGACCUCGUCGCUCUAGAAGGCAAAGACUACUACAAGGCCAUCGAACUUUACGAGAAGGUCGCCAGGACUUCUAUUUCUAACAACCUCAUGCGCUGGUCCGUUAAAGAGUACCUACUCAAGGCUGGUAUCUGCCAGCUAUGCACAGGCGACCAGGUCGGCGUCAACACCGCGCUUGAUAGGUACAGGGAGCUGGAUCCAAGCUUCCAGCAACAGAGGGAGCACGCACUACUUGUUGACUUGGCGGCUGCGGUGCAGGAUGGUGAUCAGGAGAUGUUUGCUGAUAAGCUGUUCCAAUUCGACCAGCUCACCAAGCUUGAUAAGUGGAAGACUACACUUCUGUUGCGGGUCAAGAACACGAUUGAAGAGGGAGGCGAGGACUUCUCGUAG
Messenger RNA from Alternaria atra, 882 nucleotides. RefSeq lists its product as uncharacterized. Gene Ontology annotation, cellular component: SNARE complex; vacuolar membrane. NCBI's taxonomy places the organism in Eukaryota, Fungi, Ascomycota, Dothideomycetes, Pleosporales, Pleosporaceae. Gene Ontology annotation, molecular function: syntaxin binding; soluble NSF attachment protein activity. The record is from RefSeq and is a predicted model, not a curated record. The coding region runs from base 1 to 882 and encodes 293 amino acids. The transcript is spliced from 6 exons. Gene Ontology annotation, biological process: intracellular protein transport; SNARE complex disassembly.